Leptonychotes weddellii (Weddell seal) is the source of this 2131-nucleotide messenger RNA. RefSeq names its product CKLF like MARVEL transmembrane domain containing 6 (gene CMTM6). The record is from RefSeq and is a predicted model, not a curated record. Lineage: Eukaryota; Metazoa; Chordata; Mammalia; Carnivora; Phocidae. Gene Ontology annotation, cellular component: membrane.
UGGGCGGAGACCCAGGAAGUGACGGCCGUGCUGGUGGUCCUGGUGUCAGUGAAGUCCGCGGCGCCACCUCUGCGGCCACCGCGUUCCUGGGCGAUGGAGAAUGGAGUGGUAUACGGCCCCACCACGGAGGAGGACCCGGGCCCAGGCAGGGGCGCCCGGAGAGGCCUCGCCUUCUGCUUCUCCCGGGGCCGGCUUCCGUUGCGUCGGCUCGCGCUCAAAGGCUUGCAGCUCUUGCUGUCCCUGCUGGCCUUUGUCUGUGAGGAAGUCGUGUCACAGUGUACACUGUGUGGAGGACUUUACUUUUUUGAAUUCGUAAGCUGCAGUGCCUUUCUUCUGAGUCUCCUCAUCCUGAUUGUGUACUGCACUCCCGUUUAUGACCAAGUCGAUUCUACCAAAGUCAAGCAGUCGGAUUUUUAUAUUACUAUGGGAACAGGAUGCGUGUUUUUGUUGGCAUCCAUCAUUUUCGUUUCCACACAUGACAGGACCAAAGCUGAGAUUGCUGCAACUGUGUUUGGAUUUCUAGCAAGUAUUAUGUUCCUGUCUGACGUUGUCAUUAUGUUCUGUGAGAGACGACAGGAGUCCCAGAUGAGGAAACCAGAGGCUACCAGGAGGGCAGGGCCCCUCACAGAACCCCUUAAUGCUUAAGGACUUUGGGGACUGCGUGUUACAUAAGAAUUCCUGCCUCCGGUCUGGACGAGAACAAGAUCUUUAUUGUCAUCAAGAACUCCCUGGAAUUUGUACAUUCUUCAGAGUUUUGUGUUUUGUUUCGAUAAAGAACAUUGUGUAUCAACGUGCAGUCAACUUCGAGGAGCAAAAAUGUAAUUUAAAUAGGUCUUAACCAGUAAGGACAAUGUCUUUCCUAAGAAGCCCAGGUAGGGCAGUUCUGUGACUGGUCAGAGUUCAGUGACUCAGUGGUAUUAUCAGGCGCCCAGACUCUUUCCAUGUUUUUCUGCCCAUCCAUCUUCUGCUGUGAGUUUUUAUCCUUAGGGUUGACCCUUGAUGGUGUAGCAAGAUGGAGGCAACAUGUCCAGACAUCGUCCACUUGCACGACAAUGUCCAAAGGCCCGAAGGGAAGAGAUUGUGUAUUUCUCUGUCCCGAAGGUGUUCCUUUUUCCCAGAAGCCCCUCAGUGGACUUCACCUACUUGCCUUCUACUAGAAGACUUUAAAUGCCCAUUUCUAAAUCGCUUACUGACCUGGAGAAUGGCAUUACUGAAGAAAUGGCCUAAAGUAAUCCAGAUUCCUCUCCUUCGAUGGGAACACCCUUGGAAGCAUAUAGCCUUCCAUUACCCGAACAGAUUGGUUCUGUAGCAGGAGAAGGGCCACUGGCUUGGGGUUCAACAGUGUCUGUCAUAAGCAGGUUGAGGAUCGGACCCCAGCUAGGGGAAAUAAAAUUCCAUUUAAGAACAUUUCGCAGGCCUGACUACCCCAAAACAAUUUAAAAUAGAAAAACUAAUGGUUUUGAUGUCUAGACUAAAUUAUAGUUGUACAAGUAAUGGGUACCAUAGAAAAUUGGUUUAAUAAAAGAUGGUAAGUAUUGUUCUUUUCCUGAGAUCUUCACUUUUAAUUGUGGAACUACAUCAAGCACCGGAAGUAUGGAAGAUCAAUACCCUGUUGUAGACACCACCCAGCUUUAGUAGAUCUUAACUUUUUACCAGAUUUUCUUGAAAGGUCCUUGUUUAAAACAGAAAAUGAAGUUUCACUUGUGAAGUACCACCACCUCGAAUUUUGCUCUUUUUACUUUUCCAAAGGCAAACACUACCGUGAAUUUGGUGGCUAUCUUUCCUGCUUUGUCGUCUGUGCUCUCUAUAGAGAUGUACCCAUAAGCAAUGUAUAACAUGGUAUCUAUGCUGUAUUUAUCCUUUUACAGAUGGCUUUCUUCAGUCAGUAGUAUUUUGAAAUGUAUCUGAUACAUGCAGCUCUAGUUCAUUCAUUUUAACUACUCCUUGGAAUUCCAUUGAAUGGAUAUGCCACAAAUUACUUACCUCUCCUCUGUUGAUAGAAAACUUUUAAUGUGCUUUAUUUUUGACCGUUUCAACCAGUGUUGCAGUGAACAAACAUUUGAACAUCUCAUGCAUAUGUGCAAGAGUUAUAUAUAGAAUGUGUACUUAGAAAUAAAACUGUUGGGUCACA